This is a messenger RNA of Amphimedon queenslandica, 2250 nucleotides long. RefSeq names its product collagen type IV alpha-3-binding protein-like. The transcript has 15 exons. NCBI's taxonomy places the organism in Eukaryota, Metazoa, Porifera, Demospongiae, Haplosclerida, Niphatidae. The record is from RefSeq and is a predicted model, not a curated record. Gene Ontology annotation, molecular function: lipid binding. Bases 36 to 2183 code for a protein of 715 amino acids. Gene Ontology annotation, biological process: ER to Golgi ceramide transport.
AUUAAUUAUAUGGUCAUUCGCUCCUCCCAGCUAGAAUGGCGAGACUUGUAAAGAACUUCAUUGGAGGCAUUGCUUUUAAAGUGACUGGAGGAGACGUUUAUGAGGUUGAGGAUGAGGAAAAAGAAAGUCGGACAGAAGACUUAAAAGUUGGUGAAGAAAGAUUAACUGAAGGUGUUGAAGAAGGAAGUUCAACCAGUGAUGAAGAAGAGGAAGACAAUUUUCACAUUAAUCACCCUCCAUAUAAAAUGGCCACAUUAUCUAAGUGGACUAAUUACAUAUCAGGCUGGCAGGAUCGUUAUGUUGUUGUUCGUGAUGGCAUUCUUUCAUACUAUAAAUCUGAAAUUGACCUUCAGUAUGGCUGUAGGGGGUCAAUCAGUCUUCAUAAAGUGUCUGUUUAUAUUCAUGAAUUUGAUGAAUUAAGGUUUGAUAUCAGGGCACAUGAUUGUACAUAUUUCUUUCGAGCUGGAGAUCCAACAGAAAAGGCAUCCUGGGUUGAAGUAAUAGAAGCAAACAAGGCUUAUCUUAUAGAAAAUGGUCCCAAACCUUCCAUCGCAAGGCAAGCUUCUAUUAUUUCACUUUCUGGCCUUUCUCAAGCCUCUACAUCAUCUUUUAAGACAGGACAUGAUUUACAAGUAAAAUUAGCUGAAAUGGAGACCUAUCGGGAUAUUCUCUGUAAGCAGAUUGAUGUCCUUCAGGCAUACUUUGAUGCUGGGAUUGAAAGUACUAUUAGUAAUGAUGAUGGAGUCAAUGAAGUUGUGAAAUCAACAGAUUCUAUUGAUGAAUUGCCAGAGGAAGGAGGAGAGCAUCAUAAUGGACGCUAUUCUCCCUCUCCCCUUACCAGAUCUAGUGAAUCAAGUCGCUCAUCUAAAUUACAUGAUGCUGGGAGCAGCUCUUCACCUGUGGUUGGCCACCGUUUGACUCCAAAAGGUCACAGAAGAACUGGAAGUGAUCCUUUUUCAUUUCGUCAGAUGCCUCACAAUCGAUCACCUCUACUUCGAUCACAUGGUGGUUCAGGUGCUACUUCAGGUGGUUUUGACUUUAGAGGUGAAGCGAUUACUUUCAAAGCUACAACUGCUGGUAUCCUGUCAUCUUUGAAGUAUUGCAUUGACAUUAUGAACAAGAGGGAAGAAUACUGGCAAAAGAAAUUUGAGAAAGAACAAGAAAGGAGAAGAAAAGCUGAUAGAGCAGCUCACUCAGCUUUAAAUGGCCCACGAAUACGUGCCUAUGAAUAUGCAGGUCCAGAUUUUGAGGAAGGUCCACAUAGUGCAUUGAAUGAGGAUGAAUUUUAUGACGCAUUAGAAAUGGCUUAUCAAGAGGAUGAACUUGAAAUUCAACCAUCACAGAAUAGUAGUCCAUCAAAGGCUGUCUCUCAAUCAGACAAUAAAAAUAAUGAAGCACAACCACAGAUUGAAGCUGUACUAGAGGAUAUAGUACACAAGCCAUAUACUGGUCCAGAGCACAAGCUAACUCCAUUAGUUAAUGAGCAUGUUGGUAAAUAUUCAAAGUACGUGUUUGAACCUGUUGAAUCAGGUGAUGGUAACUGGCAACUUGCACAUGAAGAUGGAGAUAUGAAGGUAUACAGAAGAGAGCUUGAAGAAGAUGGUGUGGUUGUUGAUCCACUCAAAGCACAGCAUAUUGUUAAAGGUUUGUCUGCUUUUGAGAUGUGCAAGUACUUUUUUGACAAAGAUACUCGAUUGGACUGGGAAGGAACUGUUGAGAGUUUUAAAGUUUUAGAUAAAUUAGCUGACGAUUCAGUUGUAUUUCACCAGUUACACAAGCGUGUUUGGCCGUCAACGCAGCGUGAAACUGUUUUUUGCUCUCAUAUCUGCAUGCUAACAAAUGCUCCUCGACCUGAAAAUAUGGUGGGACACACAUGGAUGGUUUGUAAUUUUUCAAUGGAGCAUCCUUCUGUUCCAAUAACUUCUAAAAUGAUACGUGCUACACUUAAUGUUGGCUUAGUAUGUCAGACUAUUAUCAACAGGCAAGUCGAACCUGGCCAGGAAUCUUCCAUUACUCGAGAUGAUGUUUCUUGUAAAAUUAUUUAUGCCGCUAAUGUUAAUCCUGGUGGGUGGGCUCCACCGUCUGUUGUCCGUACUAUUGCUAAAAGAGAAAUCACAAAAUUUCUGAAAAAAAUAUCAAGUUGUGCUCAGAAAGCAGUAUUAGAACAACCUUUAACAUUGUAAUUGUUUUUGUCUGUAUUGUUUGUUCUUUCGAUAAUAAUAUAUAGAUAAUAAACUUUUUUUAAAAUAA